Messenger RNA from Vigna umbellata (rice bean), 454 nucleotides. NCBI's taxonomy places the organism in Eukaryota, Viridiplantae, Streptophyta, Magnoliopsida, Fabales, Fabaceae. The record is from RefSeq and is a predicted model, not a curated record.
AUGGAGUCCAUUCCUUAUGCCUCAAUUGUUAGGAGUUUAAUGUAUGCUCAAAUUUGUACUCUGCCAGAUAUUAGUUUUGUUGUUGGAAUGUUAGGUCGAUAUCAAAGUAAUCCUGGAAUGGAUCACUGGAAAAAUGCAAAGAAAGCUUUUAGGUACCCACAAAGUGCCAAAGACUACAUGCUAACUUACAAAAGGUCAUAUCAUCUUAAAGUGAUUGACUACUCGGAUUCAGACUAUGCUGGAUGUGUGGAUUCAAGAAAAGCCACAUUUGGGGGUCGAUAUCAAAGUAAUCCUGGAAUGGAUCACAGGAAAAAUGCAAAGAAAGCUUUUAGGUACCAACAAAGUGCCAAAGACUACAUGCUAACUUACAAAAGGUCAUAUCAUCUUAAAGUGAUUGACUACUCGGAUUCAGACUAUGCUGGAUGUGUGGAUUCAAGAAAAGCCACAUUUGGGG